AUGAAAAGUGAUACAAGUAAAACAACAACAACAAAUUCUAAUUCUAUAUUAGCAACAACAAGUGAUGAUUUAUCUGAUCCAAAUAAUCUUAAAGCAAUUCAUUCAAUUGAAGCAAUUUUGGGUAUAAAAAAUGGUGAAAACUAUCAUCAACAACAUCCAUUUUCUUCUCAUAAUUUUCCAUCAUCAUUACAAAUACAUCAACAUCAUAAAAAACGACACUAUCCUGAUAUGGUUAAAUCUGCUCGUCGUGUUAGUAAUGAAACAGAUGCAUUAAGUAAUAGUAAAAGUAAUGGUAAUUCAGAUGAUGAUUUAGAUGAUGAUAAUGAAAAACGAGCUUUUGAAAAAUCUCAUUAUCCUGAUGUAUACAAUCGAGAAGAAUUAGCAGGCAAAAUUAGUUUACCUGAAGUACGAGUACAAGUUUGGUUUCAAAAUCGUCGUGCUAAAUGGCGUCGACAAGAAAAAGCUGAAGUAAAUACAUUAAAAAUCAAUCCAGAUUUUCCAAUGUCAAGUUUUCCAGUAACAUCCAGAAAUGGUACAAUGGCUUCAUCAUCGUCGCCAUCAUGUUCAUCAUCCAAUUUACCUAUGGAUCCAUGGCUUAUUAAUCAAUUUACAUCAUCAAAUCCAUCAUUUUGUACAAAUACAAAUGGAUCAAACAAUCAUGGUGGCAUACCAUUUUUUCCAACUAAUUGUAAUGUAUCAACACUUUAUCCAACUCCACCACUUCAUCAUCCAUAUAGUUCAUUUGCUUCGGAUUCGAAUGAAUUAUUAAAUGAAACAAAUAAUAAUAAUAAUAAUAAUGACUCAAUUGCUCAUUUACGUAUUAAAGCCAAAGAGUAUAUGAAUGCUAUCAUUGGUACAACAAAUAAUGGAAAAAAUCAUCUUGUAUGGUCUUAA
Adineta steineri is the source of this 894-nucleotide messenger RNA. NCBI's taxonomy places the organism in Eukaryota, Metazoa, Rotifera, Eurotatoria, Adinetida, Adinetidae. The record is from the annotation of a GenBank genome assembly.